AUGUUCAACUUCACGCCUUUGUUAGGAGCGCUGACGUCUUCUCCCGCGUCGCAAUCACUGCUGGAGUUCGACGGGGGCAUUCAAAUCCUCGUAGAUAUCGGCUGGGAUGAGAGUUUCGAUGUUGAGAAGCUGAAGGAAAUAGAGAAACAUGUUCCCACUAUAUCACUCAUCCUGCUCACCCACGCGACGACAGCGCAUCUCGGAGCAUAUGUCCACUGCUGCAAGAACUUUCCUCUGUUCACGCGAAUACCAGUUUACGCUACCAAACCAGUCAUCUCGCUCGGUCGCACCCUAUUACAAGACCUCUAUGCAUCUUCACCGCUAGCGUCUUCGAUUAUACCCAACCAAACUCUCAAUGAAUCCGCCUACACCUUUUCGACAGGCCUCAUAGCUGGCCAUGAUCCCAAUAUCCUUUUACAGGCGCCCACACCAGAAGAGAUUGGUGAAUACUUUGCGCGUAUAAAUCCUUUGCGAUAUUCGCAACCACACGAGCCUCUCCUAGCGCCACAUUCGCCCCCGCCGAACGGGCUCACGAUCACCGCAUACAGCGCAGGACACACACUUGGAGGUUCGAUAUGGCAUAUCCAACAUGGUAUGGAGUCGGUAGUCUAUGCUGUCGACUGGAACCAAGCAACAGAACAUGUGCUUUCGGGAGCCGCAUGGCUCGGAGGCCCCGGUGCAGGUGGAUCUGAGGUUCUGAAGCAGUUGCGCCGUCCUACUGCACUAAUCUGCAGCAGUAAAGGCACCGAGCUGGUCAAGGUUGCCAGACCACCAAGUAAGCGAGAUGAAGCCUUGCUUGCUCUAGUCCGCGAAACUGUUGCAAAUGGUGGUUCAGUGCUGAUACCAUCUGACUCCAGUGCUCGUAUACUUGAGCUGGCGUACUUGCUUGAGGAGACGUGGCAGCGAGACUCCAUCAACUCGGAUGGCGAUAGCCCACUCAAGAGCGCAAAAGUCUAUCUUGCCAGCCGAACGGGCGGUGCGACGAUGCGGUACGCGCGAAGUAUGCUGGAGUGGAUGGAAGAAGGCAUUGUGAAGGAAUUCGAAGUCGCAAGCGGCGCUAAUAAUGGAAAAGACGAUAGUAAGGCUGCUCGAGUUCCCUUCGAUUUCAAGCACAUCACAUUGCUGGAACGCAAGACACGUGUAGCUCGCAUGCUAGCUACCAGCGGUCCCCGAGUCAUCUUGGCCAGCGACACAACAUUAGAAUGGGGGUUUUCAAAAGAUGCCAUCAAGUCACUGGCAUCAGAUGAAAAGAACCUUAUCCUCCUGACAGAGAGAGCUGGUGAGCCAAGCAGUCAAAAGAAAAGUCUUGGGCGAUACCUUUGGGACCUAUGGCAUGAGAGAAGUGCAGCGUCAAGCCAUGAGGCACCUUCAGCUACCGUAGUGGACGCUUCUGGUGAUAAUGCACCCGUGUGCAACAUUCGAGCAGUGUCACUCGAAGGCAAUGAGCUUUCACUCUACCAGCAAUACCUCGCUAGCCAGCGACAACGACAAAAUACCAUGGGAGGCGAGUCUGCAGUCAUGCUCGAAAUGCCUACAGACGUAGUCGACGACCGCUCUUCGACCGAAUCUGAAAGCUCAGAUGGUUCCGGUGACGGCUACCGUGGGAAAGCUCUCAACGCCACUGUUGCUCUGCAACACGCUCGGAACAAGCUGGGUCUCACGGAUGCAGAAUUGGGCGUAAAGGUUCUCGUCCAGCGCAAGAACAUCUACGACUUUGAAGUCCAAGGGAAGAAGGGCAAAGACAAAGUAUUUCCCUUUCAACGAAAAAAAAAACGAGCAGACGACUUUGGCGAACUUAUACGUGCAGAAGAUUUUGCGCGUGUGGAAGAGGAGGAUAAUGUCGCGGGCGAAGCACUUCGCGGCGAAGGCACUAAAAAGGAGAAUACGGUUGGCCAAAAGCGCAGAUGGGAUGAUCUCGUCAAUGUAGUCGAUGGCUCCAAGCCCAGCGGUGCUUUGAAGCGUCGAAAAGACGGAGAAGAACGAGGUGAUGGCGAUGACGCUGAAUCAGAGAGUGAACCAGAAGAGGACCCAGACAAAGUCACUGGCCCAUCAAAAGUCAUCAUCGAGUCUCAAAAUAUAGAGCUGCGAUGUCGGAUUGCCUUUGUCGACUUCUCCGGCCUACACGACCGACGAACUAUCCAGCAACUACUCCCCCUCAUCCGCCCCCGAAAACUCAUCUUUGUAGGAGGCGAGGAAGAGGAGACAAAGGAACUCGCUCAACUCAUCCGCGAAUCCCUCAACGCAAGCGGCGAGGCCGGAACCGCCAUUGACGUCUUCACCCCCUCAAUAGGCCUCACCAUCAACGCCAGCGUCGACACAAAUGCCUGGACCGUCAAAUUGAGCCGCAACAUGGUGCGCAACCUCCGCUGGCAAAACAUCCGCGGCGUCGACGUCGUCGCCAUCACCGGCCGCCUCGCCGCCGCCAACCUCGACACCAACCCUACCACCACUGACGGCGACGACGACGAAGGCGAGGACACGCCCGCCAAGAAAAAAGCCCGUCUCGAUGCCCCGGCCAUCCCCGUCUCCUCGCAAAUCGACAACGACACCACACCCAUCCUCGACGUUGUUCCCGCCAACAUGGCCACCGCCGUGCGCUCCGUCGCCCAGCCCUUUCACGUCGGCGACCUGCGCCUGGCCGAUCUGCGCAAGCUGAUGAAUGCAGCAGACAUGCACGCCGAGUUUCGGGGCGAGGGUGUGUUGGUGGUGAAUGGGACGGUGGCGGUGCGCAAGACGGCGACCGGCCAGAUUGAGGUGGAUGGCGGCGCGUAUGGUAAUGUGGAUGCGAGAAAUAGUGACGUUGCUACUUUUUGGAGGGUCAAGAGGCAGAUUUAUGAGGGCUUGGCUGUUGUGGCGGGCGGGUGA
Molecule: messenger RNA, 2865 nt
Organism: Plenodomus lingam JN3
Lineage: Eukaryota; Fungi; Ascomycota; Dothideomycetes; Pleosporales; Leptosphaeriaceae
Biological process (GO): mRNA 3'-end processing by stem-loop binding and cleavage
Cellular component (GO): mRNA cleavage and polyadenylation specificity factor complex
Molecular function (GO): RNA binding
Source: RefSeq, a predicted model, not a curated record